Anarrhichthys ocellatus (wolf-eel) is the source of this 1182-nucleotide messenger RNA. It is a transcript of the gene ch25hl1.1, whose product is annotated as cholesterol 25-hydroxylase like 1, tandem duplicate 1. Gene Ontology annotation, biological process: lipid biosynthetic process. The transcript has a single exon. Gene Ontology annotation, molecular function: iron ion binding; oxidoreductase activity. Lineage: Eukaryota; Metazoa; Chordata; Actinopteri; Perciformes; Anarhichadidae. Bases 14 to 964 code for a protein of 316 amino acids. The record is from RefSeq and is a predicted model, not a curated record.
UGUUAAUCUUGUGAUGGUCUGCUUGUUGUUGCUGGUCUGUUCUGCCCCUUCUGUUGAAAUCCACUAUAUAAAGGCAGAACUUUGUCUUGAUCCUGAGACUUGCAGCAGCCUUCAGUGGUACCACAGCAAGAUGUUGAACGUCAGUGAGCUUCCUCUGCAGCGCCUGCCCUCCGGGUCCUCGGGCCGUCUACUGCAGCCAUUCUGGGAUCAUUUGCUUUUCCACCACCUGCCUCUCAUCUCGUCUCCUUUUUUACCCGUCCUGCUCGCCUUCUCCAGCUAUUUCUUCUUCAGCAUACCCUUUGCUGCACUGGACCUCUUGGGAGAAAGAGUUCCUUCAUUCUUUAAGUACAAGAUCCAACCAGACAGGCGGCCGACAGUGGGAAUGAUGGCUAAGAGCUUCAUGAGAGCCAUGUAUAACCACAUAUUCUUUGUUCUGCCAGCUGUAUUAAUCGCCAUGUUCAUACUGCCUACACCAAGAAUGCCACAGGAUGCUCCUACUCUAUAUGAGGUAAUCAUUGAUGGACUGGCUAUACUUCUCCUCUUUGACACUCAGUACUUUGUUUGGCAUUUCAUACAUCACAAGCAUUCACAGCUUUACCGGUGGAUUCAUGCAAUCCACCAUGAAUACAUGGCGCCUUUUUCUUGGUCGACUGAGCAGCUCAGCAUCCCAGAGCUGAUGACUAUUGGACUCUGGAGCAACCAGGACCCAGUUCUUUUAAAGUGCCACCCGUUGACCACGUGGUUGACCACAGUUUUCAGUAUCUGGAUGUCUGUGGAGGACCACAUAGGUUAUGACCUGCCGUGGACCCUGAACCACCUGGUGCCAUUUGGUCUGCUGGGCGGCGCACCGGCUCAUGACAUGCACCACCAGAAGCCGAGCAGCAACUACGCUCCUUUCUUCAGCCACUGGGACAGAAUCUUUGGCACCGCUGUUCCUCAGCAGAAAAAGACUUUGAAGAGAUGAUGUGAAUGAAAUUCUGUAAAUACUGCACAUAGUGGUUUUUUUUUUCUGAUGUUAUUGUCAAUUAUUUUAGCAUCGUCGCAUUCACCAUCCAUUGUUUUUUUUAAAUAUGUUUAACUAUUAAUUCUAUAGCACUUGCUGCCUCUUUGCUGCUCCUCCAUGCUCUCUUUGUGAGGCUGUGUGAGAUGAAGACUGUAUUUUGUAUGGCCUGUCAUUCAAUA